Messenger RNA from Notechis scutatus (mainland tiger snake), 1407 nucleotides. The record is from RefSeq and is a predicted model, not a curated record. Lineage: Eukaryota; Metazoa; Chordata; Lepidosauria; Squamata; Elapidae.
AUGCAAUGCAAGUCUCAACUAAAAGAAUCCAGCUUAAUUGCUUCUCUGACUCCAAUCAAUCACCCAAUGGUUGAAGUUGCAUUUUCCUUGGCUUGUAUUGUUCUAAAGAAUAGCAAUCUGCAGUCUGUAUUACAAGAGAAAGAAGGUUUUCGUUAUUUGGAUGUCCUUAAGCUUUUUUAUGCAUCAGAUAAGGAUAUUCGUUUACGAGCAGGAUAUGCUAUUGCAAUUUUUGCUUACAAUAAUCCUACUCAGCAGAUACUGAUUUUAGAGGCUGGACCCAUAUCAAUCCAUGUAUUUGAACCUCUUCUGGGCUCAGAUGUAGAGACAGAUAGAGCAAUGGCUGCCUUUCAGAUAGUAGUAUUAGCAAAAAUUAUAAUUGAUCUGGAUCAAGUUAGUUUGUCUGCAAGAGGAAUUUCUACCUUGGUUGACCUACUAUGUUCAGAAAAAUCAGCCACUUUAGUGUUAACAGGAAAAUUAUUAGCUAGCUUGGCCCACACAAGGGCAGGCAUUCCAGAAGCAAUCACAAGCUUGGGAACGGUCCAACGUCUUUGUUAUCAUUUAUAUGCAAAGGAAGAGGAGGUUCGUUCAGCUGUGGCAUGUGCUCUUGGCUAUCUAACAUUUAACCGAACUGCGUAUCGCCAUCUAUUGGUGCAAUGUAGGAAUAAGCCCAAGUUGUUCAAGAGACUAAUAGUAAAUCUCAGCAAAGAUGCAAAAAUAAAUUCGGAUUUUGUAAAGGAAUUUAUGAGGCAGAAAAAAGUUGGGCUCCCAUCUCUCAGCCUGGAGAUAAAUGGAGGACCACCUGCUGUCCCUGUACAUAUACGAGAAAAAUUUCGAGGUACUGGUGUUAAAGUAUACAAAGCAAAGUUUCGUCCGAAGGAUUCUCUCUUUUUAAUUCCUCCAACUUCACAUAUAAUGGGAAGAUUAAAAACUCUGGAGAAACCUCACAUUCCAGCAUCUGGACACUAUCAAUUUCCACAUACAACAAUUUCUGACCUUAUUCAGGUUUCAAGACCAAGAAUUGUUCAUGUCGAGGCACUCAAAUAUACUUUGUCUGUAGAGAAAACUUAAAUGUCUAUACUGUGGUAGCAGAAAAGAUGUUGUUACCAUGCAGUUUCAUGCAAAUAAAAAUAUGAUUGCAUUUGUAAUCGUUUUAAUGUAUUUGUUCCAAAUUGGGAAGAAAACAACUGUAAGAAAUUGAUACAGAAAUAAGAAAUAAAAACACUGGCAAUCAGAUAUGACUUCAUGUGUGAAAAGCAACUAACAUGAAGAAUCAAGGUAAAUUAAAAUAUAUCUUUAUUUCAAACAAUAUAGCACUGCAAAAAAAGGCGACAUGAAAUACUAAUACUGUACAUUCACUGAUAAGCUCUUGAAAACAAGCAUUCUGCACAAGACAAAUGGCUGUAAAGG